AUGAGCUUCACAAAACUAAACCCUCUAUUCCAGAAUAUCAUGACGAUCGCUCUGGACGAGGCCACUCCGCCAGCACCACCAGCUCCCACCGGGAUAUGCUGGUCCUGUGGCCUCAGCGGUGUUGUCAGACAGACCCGCCACGAUAACACCAACGGCAAUGCCGACAGGCCAUACUACAAGUGUCUACAUUGCGGCCUAUUCCUGGCUUCUGCGAUCGACGCGGCCUCUGCCCCACGAACCCGAAGUGCUGGUGCGGAGAGCCCAGCAGGCGACAAGUAA
This is a messenger RNA of Penicillium canariense, 279 nucleotides long. RefSeq lists its product as uncharacterized. The transcript has a single exon. Bases 1 to 279 code for a protein of 92 amino acids. The record is from RefSeq and is a predicted model, not a curated record. Lineage: Eukaryota; Fungi; Ascomycota; Eurotiomycetes; Eurotiales; Aspergillaceae.